Vicia villosa (hairy vetch) is the source of this 1550-nucleotide messenger RNA. Its product is annotated as GDSL esterase/lipase At1g29670-like. Lineage: Eukaryota; Viridiplantae; Streptophyta; Magnoliopsida; Fabales; Fabaceae. Gene Ontology annotation, molecular function: hydrolase activity, acting on ester bonds. The coding region runs from base 46 to 1107 and encodes 353 amino acids. The transcript has 4 exons. The record is from RefSeq and is a predicted model, not a curated record.
UUUGAAUCAUAAGUGAUAACAAACUUUUGAUUUGUGACAUUUGAAAUGGAUUGUGAGAAUAAGUUAUGGCUGGUAGCUCUAUUUUUGUUUUCCAGUGCAAUGCAUUGUGUUGUUGGAGUACCCCAAGUACCUUGUCUUUUCAUUUUUGGAGAUUCUUUAUCAGAUAAUGGAAAUAACCUUAACCUUAAUACCGAUGCUAAAGUUAAUUACAAACCUUAUGGGAUUGAUUUUCCUUCUGGCCCUACUGGAAGAUUUACCAAUGGAAAAACUUCUGUUGACAUACUCACUGAUAUUUUGGGAUUUGACCAUUAUAUUCCUGCCCAUGCAAAUAUCAAUGGUACAAACUUUGUUGAAGGUGUUAAUUAUGCAUCCGGUGCAGCAGGAAUUCGCAACGAGACCGGAACACACUUGGGUAUAGAUAUCAGCAUGGGAAUGCAGUUAGAACAUCACAAAGAUAUUGUUUCUCAGAUUUCUAAGAAACUCGGGAAAGACAAAGUGCAACAGCACCUCAAUAAGUGCUUAUAUUAUGUGAAUAUAGGAAGCAAUGAUUACCUUAACAACUACUUUCUGCCAAAACAGUAUCCAUCUAAUGGAAAGUAUAAUGCUGACCAAUAUGCUGCAGCUCUUGUCCAAGAACAUUCAACUUAUUUAAAGGCUUUGUAUGAUCUUGGAGCAAGAAAGUUUUCUUUGAUUGGAUUAGGGCUUAUAGGUUGUGUUCCACAUGAAAUAAAUAGACAUGGGAAAAAUGGUUCUGAGUGUGUUGAAGAAGAGAGUAAAGCAGCACUACUUUUCAAUGACAAACUUAAGGCCCUUGUUGACCGUUACAAUAAGGAAUUACCUAAUGCAAAAUUCAUCUUCAUUAACACCGGUAUCAUGAAAGGCGAUAGCAUGAAGUUAGAUAAGGCGAAUUUGACAUGUUGCAAAGUGGGAUCCAAUGGGCAGUGUAUUCCUAAUCAGGAGCCAUGCAAGGACAGAAACACUCGUCCAUUUUUUGAUGAAUUUCAUCCAACUGAGAUGGUCAACAAAGCCAGUGCAUAUAUGGCUUAUAAUUCUCCUCUUCCUGCCUUUGCAUACCCAAUGGAUAUUAGUCAUCUUGUUAAGUUGUAACAGAUGAAAUUUUCUUGUCCUAUUUUAUUUAUUGAAUUAUUCGAUUAAAGAAAAUUCUAACAAUUUUCAUUGGAAAUGUUGUGGUGAUAUAGCCCUUCCAUUUCCAUAUAGUGAAAGGAUCCAAUAUCCUUUGAAUGAUUUGAAGUUUUAGGGAAAAUGUAUGUGGUGUUCAAACUACUUGUAUGGGUUAUGUUACCACAACAUGGAAAGUAGAAUAAGAUUGACAAAUAUGUCAACUAAUGUGUAAUCUCCAUAUUUAAGUGUCUUAGUACACAUGCUAAAUAGAUCUUAGAAGCUUUCAUAUUAGAUACAUGGCAAAUUAAGUUCAUGAAAGUCUAUAAAGGCACUACAUAGUAUUGAAGGGAAGUACUUAAAUAAAUUCCCUACAUGAAGUUUUGCUUCUUAUUUUUCUUUAUGCAUAUGUUAUCAUAAGAUUUCCAAAU